Molecule: messenger RNA, 2277 nt
Organism: Chrysochloris asiatica (Cape golden mole)
Lineage: Eukaryota; Metazoa; Chordata; Mammalia; Afrosoricida; Chrysochloridae
Gene: USP44
Product: ubiquitin specific peptidase 44
Exons: 6
Coding region: 154-2277 (707 amino acids)
Biological process (GO): protein deubiquitination
Cellular component (GO): cytoplasm
Molecular function (GO): cysteine-type deubiquitinase activity; zinc ion binding
Source: RefSeq, a predicted model, not a curated record
GGGCCGCCGACGCCGCCGAACCGGGGGGCUGGGGGCCGGGGUGAGCCCUAAGAUGGCCGCUCCGGCGCGGGCUGUUUCCAGAUGCUUCAAGUGUUGUGAACAGAGAUUUGUUUGGAUUAUGUAUUUCUCAUCUAGACUAAAUAAGUGUUAACAAUGGAUAAGUGCAAACACAUUGGGCAGUUGCAGCUUGCUCAAGACCAUUCCAUACUUAAUCCUCAGAAAUGGCAUUGUGUGGACUGCAAUACAACUGAAUCAAUUUGGGCUUGCCUUAGCUGUUCCCAUGUUGCCUGUGGAAGAUACAUUGAAGAGCAUGCGCUCAAGCACUUUCAAGAUAGCAAACAUCCUGUUGCAUUGGAGGUGAAUGAGAUGUAUGUUUUUUGUUACUUUUGUGAUGAUUAUGUUCUUAAUGAUAAUUCAGCUGGAGACCUGAAAUUACUGCGAAGUACAUUAAGUGCAAUCAAAAGUCAGACUUAUCACUGCAGCACUCGUAGUGGAAGAAAUUUACGGUCUGUGGGUACAAAUGAUGAUUCGUAUUUCUUACAUGAUGAUGCCCAAUUGCUGCUUCAAAACGAAGAUCAAAUGUGUACUGCUCUUUGGCACAGGAGAAAGAUGCUAAUGAGUAAAACCUUUCGUAUUUGGUUUGCACAAUCACCCAUUGGAAGAAAAAGGCAAGAAGAUCAAUUUCAGGGAGAAAUAGCAGCAAAACAAGAAGUGAAGAAAAGACGGCAAGUACCAGAGCAUCAAAUUAAAACAGAAUUGGAAAGUAUGCCUCCACGAAAGAGUUUACGUUUGCAAGGUCUAACUCAGUACACCGCAGUAGAAAUCAUUCCUGUUCAAGGACUGCCUCGAACACCACCAUCACCAGCAAAGGAGAAAGUUGUAUCUACCUCAGAAUUUGUAAGAUUUAGAAAUGUAAGUGACUCCUCAGUUACACGAAGGCCAAUAGUAACUCCUGGGGUAACAGGACUGAGAAAUUUGGGGAAUACUUGCUAUAUGAAUUCUGUUCUCCAAGUUUUGAGUCAUUUACUUAUUUUUCGACAGUGUUUUUUAAAACUUGAUCUGAACCAGUGGCUAGCUGUGACUACUAGUGAUAAGACAAGAGCUUCUUACAAGCAUCCACCAGUCACAGGUACUGUGUUUCAAAUAAAUGAACGCCAAGAAAAACCUGCAGGCUCUGUUCGCUCCAGACACCCAAGUUUGUCAUCAGGAUUAAGUGGUGGAGCAUCAAAAAGUAGGAAUAUGGAACUUAUUCAGUCAAGGGAACCCAGUUCACAAUACAUUUCUCUUUGUCACGAAUUGCAUACAUUGUUUCAAGUCAUGUGGUCUGGAAGGUGGGCCUUGGUCUCACCAUUUGCUAUGCUGCACUCAGUGUGGAGACUGAUCCCUGCCUUUCGGGGUUAUGCCCAACAAGAUGCUCAGGAAUUUCUUUGUGAACUUUUGGACAAAAUUCAACAUGAACUAGAGACAACUGGUACCAGGUUCCCAGCUCUUAUCCCUACUUCUCAAAAGAAACUUAUUAAACAGGUUCUGAAUGUUGUGAAUAACAUAUUUCUUGGACAACUUCUUAGUCAGGUUACAUGUCUUGCAUGUGACAAUAAAUCAAAUACCAUAGAACCUUUCUGGGACCUGUCAUUGGAAUUUCCAGAGAGAUAUCAAUGCAGUGGAAAAGAUACUACUUCUCAGCCAUGUCUGGUUACUGAAAUGUUGGCCAAAUUCACAGAAACUGAAGCUCUAGAAGGAAAAAUCUACAUAUGUGACCAGUGUAACUCAAAGCGUAGAAAGUUUUCCUCAAAACCAGUUGUACUCACAGAGGCCCAGAAACAGCUUAUGAUAUGCCACCUACCUCAAAUUCUCAGACUACACCUCAAACGAUUCAGGUGGUCAGGACGUAAUAACAGAGAGAAGAUUGGUGUUCAUGUUGGCUUUGAGGAAAUCUUAAACAUGGAGCCCUAUUGCUGCAGGGAGUCCCUGAAAUCCCUCCGACCAGAAUGCUUUAUCUAUGACUUAUCUGCUGUAGUAAUGCACCAUGGCAAAGGAUUUGGCUCUGGACACUACACAGCCUACUGCUAUAAUUCUGAAGGAGGGUUCUGGGUACACUGCAAUGAUUCCAAGCUAAGCAUGUGCACUAUGGAUGAAGUCUGCAAGGCCCAAGCUUAUAUCUUGUUUUAUACCCAGCGAGUUACUGAGAACGGACAUGCUAAACUCUUGUAUCCGGAGUUCCUGUCUGGUAGCCAACAUCCCAAGGAAGAAGCUGAUACCUCUGAAAUCUUUAGUUGA